Messenger RNA from Hipposideros armiger (great roundleaf bat), 4916 nucleotides. RefSeq lists its product as uncharacterized. The transcript has 2 exons. The record is from RefSeq and is a predicted model, not a curated record. The coding region runs from base 1467 to 4916 and encodes 1149 amino acids. NCBI's taxonomy places the organism in Eukaryota, Metazoa, Chordata, Mammalia, Chiroptera, Hipposideridae.
UCCCUGGAGCCGGGGGGCGUGGGGGCGCGGGUUGAGCGUAGCGGCUGGCGCCCUGGCUCCCUCGCCUGGAACCGCGCAGAAGCCCCUCCUUCGCUGCCUCGGCCUCCAAUCCUCUCCGCCGCCUACUCCCUCUCCGCUCGGGUCGCUCAUUUUCCCUGCCCCCGCCCGGGCUCCGCCUCUGCCCUCCUCCCUUGGGCUCCGCUUCGCGCUCCCGGGCUUCCAGGGGGGCUGCCCGGGCGGGGCGGUGUGGCGCGGGAAGGGGGAGAGCCGCCCGCCAGCCCAGCACUUCCAGUGAGCGGCGAGCGAGCGGGCUGCGCGGCGCGAGGGAGGAGGGCUCGCCCCCGCCCGGCCCGAGCGGAGCCUUUUGUUCCCAGCCAGAAGUUUGCAUGCCGGGACCGUGACAGCUGCGGGCGGGGAGGACGGCGGGGCCGGCGGCGGUGGAGAAUAGAGGCGGCUGCUUGACAUGCAGCCCACGGCGCGGCGACUGCGGGUCGGGGACUGGCAGCGGCGGGGGAGGCGGCGCCCACAGCACGCGGGACUAGAUACCGGAGGGACAAACUAACUUCCUGAGCGCGGAACCGGAGGCCGGCGCGGCCCGGAGCCACCUGCCAGCCUGCGGUGAGGCAACCCUGGCCCUCGGGGCGCGCGACAUGGCGCGGGGGAGUGGGCCGCGCUAAGCGAACCCUCGCGACAGACCCUCGGCCGCUGCUGCAGCUUGCCGGCCUUCAAAGGCCCGGCGCCGGGCUCCACUCGCCCUGUUUUGCGGUCACAGCGCUGGGCUGUUCUGGGAGCCACAACAAUGCCAUGAUGUUUUGGAGACAGGAAGCCCCAAGCUGGCCCCGAAUGAAGGACUUCCUGUGUUUAAAGUUGCAGGAAUAUCCGCCGACCAGCCCAGUUCAAACGCAAACACCCGAACCAGGGAGGACGAAUGGCUAAUUCAGACCAGCUGGACUCUCCAGGGCUGGAACUGAGGAUAAAAUGAAAGGAAUUCUUAGGAGCUUGGGCCAUACAUGAAGACUGGAGUGGCUGUGCCAUUGUUGCUAAGGGACCCAAUCGGUAUAAAUCCUCUGCUUCCAACUAUGGGUGAAAAGCGAGUGGAACUAGAUACUGAGUAAGGCUUGUCAAUGUCAGAGGAUAUUUUUUUUUAUUGACUAAAUUAGAGCAGUGCUCUUUAAAACAAAACAAAACCCAGAAGCCAUACAAGGAAUUAUUUCAUGUUUGUUGAUUAAAUUAUACCACUUACCUGCAACUAUGAGGCUGCUAGCCUGUGAGGAAAAAGCUGUUCCUCUCAGAGUUUCUUGCAGAAGGUUUCAAAGUGGAACUUCCAGGCCCUUCUGGAGGGCAAAUCCAGUUGGCGAUUUGGGGUUAUGAACAUGUAAAGGGAUUUUUAACUUACGCAGAAUGCAUUUUGGGGGAACUCUUCAAAAACUUUUAAAAGGUUGAUGGUUCAUUUUGAUUGAAAAAGUAUGGGUAAGCCACUCAGCAGGCCAGACUGUUUAAGGCAGAACCCCACCUGCCUGGGGAAAGGAGAAGAAGAGGAUGGUUAUAUAGAGGAUUGCUAUGUUCCACAGCGGUCUAUAUAUGAUACAAUGAGGAUAAAUGAACAAAUUGACCAGGGGUCAAAGCUUAAUCAGACUUCAAAAAGCACCAUGGAAAAGAUGGAAGGAAGUACUAUAUCCAGCAAUGGUACGUUAGGAGCAGCAUCUGUUUUUGAGUCUAGAGCACCAGAAGGCAAAAAGCUGGAUGAGAGAAUAAUAUUCGAUGCACUGAAGCUAAGCAGUGAUGUUCAGAAGUCAGCGCCUGUGCCACCCAGACGGCGACCAAAUGCGGAACGCAAAGACAAUGUUAACAGACGAUCAUGGAAGUCCUUCAUGCCACCCAAUUUCCCGGAAUUUGCAGAAAGGAUGGAAGCUUCGCUCAGUGAAGUUUCAGAAGCUGGUGCUUCAAAUCCUUCCUUGCAAGAGAAGAAGGAAUCCAGCUCUGCAUUAACAGGAAGCUCUAGUCGUUUGGACCACAGGGAACCUCAGUCAGAGUCAGUAACCCUGGAACAUGUGUCCAAACCUGUAGGUAUUCCAGAAGUACAAGAUGUGAAAAACUUAAGUGGAGAUGGCCAAGACUUCAGAUUUCAGCAGCACAGUGAGAGCUCGCCCCAUGAAUUCCAGCCUCGAGAAUCAGAAGCUGCAGCAGCAAGUGGGAACACAGAUGUAAUGCAGGAACACAGAUUCUCGAGUGCAACCUGGCCCAGAGCCAUGAAAAGUUUGGCUAAGGGAGGCUUCAGUGAGAAGCAGCACCCCCUUGGGGACACAGCUUGCACUGUGGAAAUACCACCUCUCUCCCCAUGCCUCAGUGAAGAGCUCUUGGAUCCAGAAUUGCAUGUUUUCAUAACCCCCAGCCUGAGAGAGAAAACAGAGUCAGAACUAAAGUUUGAGGAGGAUGAGCGAUGGAUCAUGAUGGAGGCUGAGGAGGAGUGGGAGCAAGAGAAACUGUCAGAGAGAGGAAAGACUUGUCUAAUGGCGGAUGAGAAAAAGAACAGCCUGGCAGAUAUUUUGGAAGAAAGACAACAAAUAAACACUAUAGCAGCGGUGGAGGAUGGAUCCGGCUGCUCGGCUGCUGUCUUGGGGAAUUUUGACCACCUAGCUCUUAGUUGGAUUUGUUGCUCUGAUGACCUACAGCCAGCUAAGGACCAUCUGGCUUCUGUUGUCAAGGAUACAUCUCUUGAUUACAGUUGUGUUCUCGCAGGUGAGAGUGGGGUAGGUGAGCUGAAAAACGGAUCUGCCCAGGAGCUAGAGGGUCUUGUUUCCGAUUUAGAAUACGCUGUUGGUCCUGUCGAUUCAGAGCAGCUCUCUGACACAGAUUCAGUGCAGAUGUUUCUUGAACUUGAAAAAGAGUGUUUAUGUGAAGAAGGAGUGACUCCUGUAGUUGAGCUGGAGAACCAAGCCUCUUUUGAAGGGCUGGCCCCAUUCCAGGCUGCAGAAAAUUCACUGGUAAUUAGUCAUUUUCCUGGGGCUGCCUUAGAAAAGGAACACACAGGCCUUUUAAACGUAAGGGUAAAGGACUGUGAUGCUGGACUGGAUUGUGAAUAUUUUAAUGCCCUGGCUUCUUCUCAGGUGCCUAAUACUAUGGAACUUACUGACCACUCUGAUACCAUGAGGGACACUUCCACUGUUAGUGAGGAGGAGUGUGAAAAAGUGCCUUUUAGCCCCACGACUGAAGGGGAAUUUAAGUUCAGACACCCUGCUGAUCUGGAGUCACCGGGAAAGCUGGACCCAGGAGGGUUGCCCAACUCUGAUCGCAGGGCUUCUCAUAAAGAAAACUUAUCAGCCUUCGAAGCUGAGCUGGCCAAAGAAAAUGGCAGUUUGUCCCAGGUAGACAGCAGUCAAACUGAGGGGAAUGUUGAGUGUGUUGAGAGGGUCUCCCUCAGUUCUGCUUUUAGCUAUGAACUAACAGCUAUUACCUCAGGAUCCGAUGUAGAGGUGUUACCGGACGCUUCCCGUUUACUAACAGAUGAGAUUUAUUUAGAAAGUGAGGAAGGAGCUAUUAAUCAAGAAAAUACCAUUCUGACUUCCUCCGGAAAUGUGCUCCCUUGCGAAUUGUCCAUGGGGAAAGUUUAUGGUGAGGCACAAGAGCUGGGUUAUGAAGCCCAGCUUUUGGAAGACCGAGCCCCAGCACAUUUUCGUAGAGACUCCCCGGAACAGGUGGUCCAGGAUCUCCAGGGGAGGUCCCCAGAGUCAGAGAUUCUGAGUCUGCACCUGCUGGCUAGAGGAUGGAGACACAGCAGUGAUGGCGAGGAAACUGUGAAUGAUGUAAAGCCCAGGCUGCCUGUGGCAUCGUUGAAGGGAGGGAAGACAGAAAUGAGAGAUUCAGAUGCAUUGCUGAAUAUCUUUCUGGAGGAACAAGUUACCACGGCUGGUAAUACUGAGCCGGUUUUGGAGGAGUGGGUAUCCAUCCCACAGAAUCCUGCCCCAGCUGCUGCACUGUGCACUAUAGAAGAUGCCUUCAAUGCUGCAGUGCCCGCCCCAGAGGAGUCUGCUAUAGCUGCUGUUCCAGUGCCCUUUCCACAGGAGGACAUGCCAGUUGCUUCAGUGGCCACCAUCGAGGCACAUGUUCCAGCUACUUCAGUGGUCACCAUACAGAAGGAUGUCCCAGCUGCUGCACUAUCAGCCCCACAGGGGGCUGCUGUCCCAGCUGUUACAGUGCCUGCUUCGGAGGGGACUGCUCCAGGUGCUGCAGUGCCCACCACAGGGGGUGACAUCUCAGAGGGCUCUGUCACCCCAGCUGCCUCAGUGCCCACCCCAGAGGAACCUGCAGCCCCAGCUGCUGUAGUGCCCACCCCGGAGGAGCCUGCAGCCCCAGCUGCCUCAAUGCCCACUCCAGAGGAGCCUGCAGCUCCAGCUGCUGCAGUACCUACCCCAGAGGAGCCUGCAGCCCCAGCUGAGCCUGCAGCCCCAGCUGCUGCAGUGCCCACCCCCGAGGAGCUUGCAGCCCCAGCUGCCUCGGUGCCCACCUCAGAGGAGCCUGUAGCUCCAACUGCUGCAGUGCCCACCCCAGAGGAGCUUGCAGCCCCAGCUGCUGCAGUGCCCACCCCAGAAGAGCCCCCCAAUCCAGCUCCUGCAGUGCCCACCCCUGAGGAGCCUGCCACCCCAACUCCUGCAGUGCCUGCUCUGGAGGAAGUGUUCCCUGCUGAUGUGCCCAUUCUGGGAGAUACUGCCCACACUGAUACAGUACCUGUCUCAGAGGAAGGAACUACUGCUUUAGAGGAGGGUUCCCCUGCUGGAAUGUGGAUCAAGGAGGACCUUGAUUCCCCAGCAUUUGGAAUAAAAGAGAUGACUGGCACAAUGCUGCUUGGGAAAGUGCCUCUGGCUGCAACUGAUGGAUUAAAUUCAAAUGAGGUAAUUGUUGCUCAUUUUGUUGGGUAA